GACUAAUCGGCGAUUAGAGCAUAACAGAUCCGUCCUUAUCUUCCUCUCAAUCUCGCCGAAGAAAUGGUGAAAGAUCUCGAAAUGAACGAAGCUCGGAGAAGAAAGCAAGCGGACAAGAAAUGCUAAUACAAAUCGAGCACGUCUAGCCGGCACAAGGAAACAAGAGAUUAGCUCACGCUCGUGCGAAGAAGGCGGAUCGCUCGCAACCGCGGGGGACCAGGAGAAGAGAGAGAGAGAGCAAGGAAAGGGAGGAAGAAGGGGGAAAUCUUUGCGGGUAAUUAUUAUAAUAGCAAUUACCAGGAAGGAAUUAUUAAUAGCGUUGGUUUGGUACAGUUGUGGAUGCAACCCCCAACCCUAAUUUCUCUCACCAUUGACUCGGCUGUCCUCCACAUCGCCCACAUCACGGAUCUCUCGGCGGUUCCCGAUCCCAUCCUCGUCGAGCUCUUCCUGAAAACCUUGCGUGCAGGAAAGCUGACAGAGAAGAUUCUGAAGUUAUUCACGGCAACUGGCAACGAGGAAAUCCUUCGCUUUGUACAGUCCCUUAACAUCAAGCAGGUCCUUACCCCAGUUCUUCCUACCAGGUGCUCUGAAAAAUUUUAGAGGUGCAGUUCAAAUCAGUUCCUUUAGUUGAAGACUGUCUUUUUUAAGUUGAGCUUUUGGGUUCCAGCAAGAUGUCUUUGAACAUUGAAGACAAUGAGGUUGAUAUUGUGAUUGCGGCACUCCGAUCUGACCUCACUGCUUUCAUGGAGAAAUGGCGACCAUUUUUUUCCCGCUUCCACCUCAUAAUCAUCAAAGAUCCUGACGUGGAAGAGGACCUGCAAAUACCCCCAGGCUUUGAUCAUCAGGUGUUCACAAAAUCUGAUAUGGCUCAGAUUCUGGGUGCCACUUCCAUCAACUUUACUGGUCAUUCAUGCCGGUACUUUGGUUAUCUUGUCUCACACAAAAAAUAUAUUAUUUCCAUUGAUGAUGACUGUCUUCCUGCGAGGGACAAUGCUGGCACCUUAGUUGAUGCCGUAGCACAGCACAUAGUGAAUC
Molecule: messenger RNA, 1035 nt
Organism: Elaeis guineensis (African oil palm)
Lineage: Eukaryota; Viridiplantae; Streptophyta; Magnoliopsida; Arecales; Arecaceae
Source: RefSeq, a predicted model, not a curated record